AUGAACUCUGAUUCAAAUUCUUCUAGUUCAUCUAGUUCAGGGUUAUUUGACUACAUGGUGAACGACUUUGUAGAGUGGCAUGAAUCAAUUACUGAAAGGCGAAAAGAAGAUGAAUUGAUCGAGGAAGCGAUCUAUGCAUCUGUUGUUCCCCUGGUAACCUCUACUUAUCAGGUCCCCUUCACUCCUGAACCUACGUACCAAAGGGGGUAUGUACCAAGAGAUCGAGAAGAUGCUGAUGUACGACUAUAUAACGACUACUUUAGUCCCCGACCAUUGUACACAGACGAUAUGUUUCGCCGACGAUUUCGCAUGCGUAAAAAUGUGUUCACACGCAUUGUUAACCAGUUAAGAGAAAGUAAUGUUUACUUUCAACAAAGGCCAGAUGCCACCGGAAUACUAGGUGCAUCCCCCCUCCAAAAAUGCACUGCAGCAAUUCGAAUGUUAGCAUACGGUACAUCAGCCGAUGCAGUUGACAAAUAUCUUAAACUCGCAUCAAGUAUUGCAAGGGAAUGUCUCUCUCACUUUGUUGAAGGGGUCGUCUCUGAAUUUGGACCGGGGUACUUGAGGAGGGAGAAUACUACGGAUACUGAGCGACUCCUCCGCGAAAGUCAUAUUCGUGGAUUUCCUGGCAUAUACGAUGGGAAGCAUUGA
Messenger RNA from Spinacia oleracea (spinach), 651 nucleotides. RefSeq lists its product as uncharacterized. NCBI's taxonomy places the organism in Eukaryota, Viridiplantae, Streptophyta, Magnoliopsida, Caryophyllales, Amaranthaceae. The record is from RefSeq and is a predicted model, not a curated record. The transcript has a single exon. Bases 1 to 651 code for a protein of 216 amino acids.